CGCCGGAAUUCUUGAGGCUGCCGAGCGGCCACGGGUGGGAGGGCGGCCGUCGCUGUACGCAGAGCCUCAAAACCUAGGACUUCUGGGAGCUCAGGAACCCCAGGAGCGGAGCUCAGCCGUGGGGAAGAAACGCGAGGUGCUGCUUGCUCUUUCGCUUUCCUCGCUCCGUUUAGUAAGUGGGUGGGGGUGGUGUGGCCGGCGUCGCGAGGCAUUCGGAAGCCCGCGUCUGGGGAGAAAAUUCACCUGUUUCGAGACAGCGCGUCGGACUUGGAGGGAGCGGCGGUAAGCUCUCGCUCCUGGCACAAUGGGCUGUACGCUGAGCGCCGAGGACAAGGCGGCGGUGGAGCGGAGUAAGAUGAUAGACCGGAACCUCCGCGAGGAUGGCGAGAAGGCGGCGCGGGAGGUCAAACUGCUGCUGCUUGGUGCUGGUGAAUCUGGGAAAAGUACAAUUGUGAAGCAAAUGAAAAUUAUCCAUGAAGCUGGUUAUUCGGAAGAGGAAUGUAAACAGUACAAAGCAGUGGUCUACAGUAACACCAUUCAGUCAAUUAUUGCUAUCAUUAGGGCCAUGGGGAGGUUGAAAAUAGACUUUGGUGACUCAGCUCGUGCGGAUGAUGCCCGUCAACUCUUUGUGCUUGCUGGAGCUGCUGAAGAAGGUUUUAUGACUGCAGAACUUGCUGGAGUUAUAAAGAGAUUGUGGAAAGAUAGUGGUGUACAAGCCUGUUUCAACAGAUCCCGAGAGUACCAGCUUAAUGAUUCUGCAGCAUACUAUUUGAACGACUUGGACAGAAUAGCUCAGCCAAAUUACAUCCCAACUCAACAAGAUGUUCUCAGAACUCGAGUGAAAACUACAGGAAUUGUUGAAACCCAUUUUACUUUCAAAGAUCUUCACUUUAAAAUGUUUGAUGUGGGAGGACAGAGAUCUGAGCGGAAGAAAUGGAUUCAUUGCUUUGAAGGAGUGACUGCCAUCAUUUUCUGUGUGGCACUGAGUGACUAUGACCUGGUUCUAGCUGAAGAUGAAGAAAUGAAUCGAAUGCAUGAAAGCAUGAAGUUGUUCGACAGCAUAUGUAACAACAAGUGGUUUACAGAAACAUCUAUUAUACUUUUUCUAAACAAGAAGGAUCUCUUCGAAGAAAAAAUCAAAAAGAGCCCUCUCACUAUAUGCUAUCCAGAAUAUGCAGGCUCAAACACAUACGAAGAAGCAGCUGCGUAUAUUCAAUGUCAGUUUGAAGACCUCAAUAAAAGAAAGGACACAAAGGAAAUAUACACCCACUUCACAUGUGCCACAGAUACUAAGAAUGUGCAGUUUGUUUUUGAUGCCGUAACAGAUGUCAUCAUAAAAAAUAAUCUAAAAGAUUGUGGUCUCUUCUAAGUUUUGCAGUCAAUGGUUAAAUGCAUUUUCAAACCAAAUGAGUACUUACAUGUGGAUCUCUCUAGACUAGAGUCUUGCAGCAACACAGAAUGUAGUUAAUAUACAAAAAACACACCUGGACCUGACCAAAGUUAUUUUAUUCUGUUUUUUUUUUUUUUUUUUUUUAACUGAAAGGGAAAAAAAAAAAAAAAAAAGACCUUAAAUGUGAAAGGUGGUCCUUCAGUGUGAAACUAAGGGCAGUGUUAAAACUGGGCUCUAGUAUAUUGAUGAUUUCUGCGUAAGUGUAAAUAUGCAAAUGUAUGUAUACACGUAUUUAUAACUUUGGUUUUCCAUUAUGGGUUUCCACAUUGCUUUUUUUUAGGUUUUAAGAGCAGCAACUUACAAUUCUAGUGUGAUUGCUUUGGAAAUAACAGAAAUAUUGAGUACUUUGUACUCAAGGACAGAUUUUACCAUGUUUUCCAGUUUUAAACAGCUUUAUGUUCAUGCCCUGUAAGUUUUUAAGUACAGUAAUUAAUAUUAGGGAACACUGAAGACCUUAUCCUGAUAAUCUUGUAAUCAUAAAAAUGUUAUUUGUACAAACAUUGCACAGACUAUUUU
Messenger RNA from Pteronotus mesoamericanus, 1966 nucleotides. It is a transcript of the gene GNAI1, whose product is annotated as G protein subunit alpha i1. Gene Ontology annotation, cellular component: heterotrimeric G-protein complex. Lineage: Eukaryota; Metazoa; Chordata; Mammalia; Chiroptera; Mormoopidae. Gene Ontology annotation, molecular function: G protein-coupled serotonin receptor binding; G-protein beta/gamma-subunit complex binding; GTP binding. The record is from RefSeq and is a predicted model, not a curated record. Gene Ontology annotation, biological process: adenylate cyclase-modulating G protein-coupled receptor signaling pathway. The transcript has 8 exons. Bases 305 to 1369 code for a protein of 354 amino acids.